Sphaerodactylus townsendi is the source of this 1266-nucleotide messenger RNA. Its product is annotated as transmembrane protein 45B-like. The record is from RefSeq and is a predicted model, not a curated record. The transcript is spliced from 5 exons. NCBI's taxonomy places the organism in Eukaryota, Metazoa, Chordata, Lepidosauria, Squamata, Sphaerodactylidae. The coding region runs from base 1 to 858 and encodes 285 amino acids.
AUGGCAAGCUUCCUGUGUGCCGCCCUUCAGGGCAGCUUUUUCCUGAUGUUUGGGCUAUGGUGGUCUGUCAAAUACCCAAUGAAGUAUGUGCUUCAAAAACUGAAUGCAGAUAACCAGGCCAGCCGUUGGAUCCAGUGCAUGGAUAUCACAGAAGGAACUGUCAAAGUCUUCUUUGCUCUAGGAGGGAUACUGGGAGAGCAGUUUGUCCCUAACGGACCCCACCUGUCUCUCUACGAUGAAGGGACUCGGAGCUGGGUAAAGCUAAUGAACUGGCAACAUAUGACCAUGUACUUGUUCUAUGGUUUUUCCGGGGUGGUCGAUGUUCUUUCCUAUACACCACUCAAGUUGCCAGUGGGACUGGAUCGCCUCCUGGUGGCUGUGGCAUUGUUUGCGGAAGGCUUCCUGUUCUAUUUCCAUGACUACCAAGGCGAGGUGCUGACUGAACACCUGUACUCUCUGUUGAGCAUUGCUAUAUUUGGAGCUGCCCUGGGAAGCCUGCUGGAAGCCUUUCUGAGAGAUCACACUCUCCUAGAACUCCUCCGAGCCAGUCUUUUCAUUUUGCAGGGAUCCUGGUUUUGGCAGAUUGGGUUUGUCCUGCAUCCACCAUGGGGAGGUCCAGGCUGGAGCCAAGCAGAUGAUGACAACAAGAACUUCCUGACCAUGUGCUUCUUCUGGCACUAUGCAGUUGGUCUACUUGUCAUGGCUGUGAAUAGUUCCACCAGUCGCUGCUGCUCUAAUGGAUGUCCUGUAAAUGUGGAGAGCAUCGACGUGGAACUUGACUUGGGAUGUUGCUUACGAAAGGCCAACCAAACCUUGGAUCCUGUCCUUCUUCCAGAGCAUCUCUCACAGGAAAAAUGAAGAAUUCAAUGUUUCAGAGCACACUGUCCCUACUCUUCAGAUUUUUGAAAUCCACAGGAUUUUAGUUGCCAUUUUACAGAAAGUGUAAUCUUUCCAUAAUACGAAAGAUCAAGGUCACAUGUGAAAGGAGAGUAUCUCUCACUUCAGUGACUUCUCUCAUAUGAACAAGUCUGGUUUUAGACAUCACUGGAAAGGUCUCUGCCAUGUGAGACCAAAUCAGUCAGGACCGGAAAGGGGCCUUUUCAAUAUCUGCAUCUUGAUUCUGUUGAGCCGUCCCGAAACACAUUCUUGAGACAAUUACUUUAUUCUUAUUUAGGUCUCAAGUUAGGGAUGCCCGCCUUCAGGUGGGACCUGGGGAUCCCCUGGAAUUACGGCUCAUCUCCAAACUAUAGAGAUCAGUUCUAUCAU